AUGUCCGAUGUUCUCACGAUCCAUACCUACGCGAAGAUCAACCUGAUCCUCAGGGUUUCGCCGCCUACUUCUGAAGGCAUGCACCCGAUCGGCUCGUGGAUGCACUCGAUCGAUCUCUCGGACAUAAUCAGCAUCGAACGGAUCGAGGAUUCCGCAUCAGAGUUUGAUAUCCGCUGGUCAGAUGGGGAAUCGGUCCAAUGGGAUAUCGAAUCGGAUCUGGUCUACAGAGCACACACAAUCUUUGAGCAGCACUCUGGUGAACGCUUUCCUGUCCGAGUGCGUGUCCAGAAACACAUCCCGGCUGGAGGUGGAUUGGGUGGGGGAUCGUCCAACGCUGCGGGAGUUCUCAUGGCGCUCAAUGAACUGAGCGGCUCAAGAUUCUCAGAACAACAACUCCAGGAGAUGGCGCACGAGAUUGGUUCUGACAUCCCGUACUUCAUCGAUCUGGAAUCGUUCAACACGCGCAAGCCGGCACGGCCAGCAAUCGUGUCAGGGAUCGGAGAUCACAUCGAGCGGACUCAGCGAGUUAAAUCCGGCAUCACGCUGCUGAUCCCUAACUUCGGAUGUCCGACGGGAAUGGUCUAUCGAGCCUUUGAUGAUCGAUCCGAUCACGCACCGUUCGAUCUUUCAGCGAUUCAGCAAGCCGCGACCUCUGGGAAUCUUGAAGCGAGUUCCAUCAUCAAUGACCUUCAAGAGCCGGCUACCAAUGUUGUCCCGGAACUCAAAGCGAUCAUGCAGCGUUUGCAAUCGAUCGGUGUGCAUCCGCACCUCUCCGGAUCGGGAUCAACAAUGUUUGUGAUCGGAGCGAUGGAUGCGAUCACUCGAUCGCGCAUCGGUGAGCGCAUCCCUGAACUCCGGAUCAUCGAAACGCGAUUGGUGUAA
This is a messenger RNA of Symbiodinium sp. CCMP2592, 882 nucleotides long. Lineage: Eukaryota; Dinophyceae; Suessiales; Symbiodiniaceae. The record is from the annotation of a GenBank genome assembly.